Dunckerocampus dactyliophorus (ringed pipefish) is the source of this 5071-nucleotide messenger RNA. RefSeq names its product engulfment and cell motility 2 (gene elmo2). Gene Ontology annotation, biological process: actin filament organization; cell motility. The transcript is spliced from 23 exons. Lineage: Eukaryota; Metazoa; Chordata; Actinopteri; Syngnathiformes; Syngnathidae. The record is from RefSeq and is a predicted model, not a curated record. Bases 258 to 2429 code for a protein of 723 amino acids.
ACAGAAGAGGCUGCAUGUUGUCUGUUGGAAGAUGUUCGCAGCCUGCAACAUUUGCAUCGCGUCCCGCCUCCAAGGCGUUGGAGGAGUGUCUGCUGCUGCUUAAAGUAUUUCAUCAGAGAGCGGGGGGAUGCUCUCAGCAUCAUCGAUGGCCCAGCCACGGGGGGAACUGACACAGUGGCCUCUAGAGUAGAGCUGUGAGACAGAGUGACCCCAUCUACACUUCUCUAUUAGGUCACAAGAACAACAAAAAGGCAGCCAUGCCCCCACCGGCUGACAUUGUAAAAGUGGCGAUUGAAUGGCCAGGUGCUAAUGCUCAGCUUAUUGAGAUGGACCAGAAAAGACCUUUGGCCUCAAUUAUUCGUGAAGUGUGUGAUGGCUGGUCUUUGUCAGGCUCAGAACAGUUUGCCCUACGGUAUGCUGAUGGUCCUCAGCUUUAUAUCACUGAACAGAGUCGUGGUGACAUUAAGAACGGGACCAUCCUUCGGUUAGCCAUUUCUCCGGCUCGUGCUGCUCGUCAGCUCCUGGAGCGAAUCCAGUCCCAUGGGAUUGAUGCUCGGCUGGAAGCUCUAAAGGAGCUGGCCAAGCUGUCGGCGGACCCCACAUUUGCCACAGAGUUCAUCAACAUGGAGGGGAUUGGGACUCUGGCCCGCCUGGUUGAGAGUGGCACACACUUUGGUGAAAUGCUGGCCUUUACUCUUACUGCAUUCCUGGAGCUAAUGGAUCACAGUAUUGUAUCCUGGGAUCUUAUUUCCUUGUCCUUCAUCAAGCAGAUUGCAGGCUAUGUAAACCAGCCCAUGGUGGAUGUGUCCAUCCUGCAGCGUUCUCUGGCCAUCCUGGAGAGCAUGGUACUCAACAGCCAUAGUCUCUACCACCGAGUGGCGCAGGAAAUCACCGUGGGACAACUCAUCGGGCACCUGCAAGUGUCAAACCAGGAGAUUCAGACCUACGCCAUCGCCCUCAUCAAUGCUCUUUUCCUCAAGGCACCUGAGGACAGACGGCAGGAGGAAUACACUAACCCGCUGGAGCAGCACCUCACUGAAAUGGCAAGCACUUUGGCCCAAAAGCACCUGCGAUCCAUCAUACUAAACCAUGUCAUAAGAGGGAAUCGACCAAUCAAAGCAGAAAUGGCACAUCAGCUGUAUGUGCUGCAGGUGUUGACCUUUAAUCUUUUGGAGGAACGAAUGAUGACCAAAAUGGAUCCCAACGACCAGACCCAAAGAGAUGUCAUUUUUGAGCUGCGCAAGAUUGCCUUUGAUGGAGAAAAUGACCCCACUGGUACAGAAAAGAGAAAGGCGAUGUAUGCUAAGGAUUAUAAGAUGCUAGGUUUUACAAACCACUUGAACCCUGCUUUGGACUUCACUCAGACUCCUCCAGGGAUGUUGGCUUUGGACAACAUGCUGUACAUGGCCAAGGUCCACCAGGACACGUACAUCCGGAUUGUCCUGGAGAACAGCAGUCGGGAGGAUAAGCAUGAAUGUCCCUUCGGUCGAUGUGCUAUCGAGCUCACUCGGGUACUCUGUGAGAUACUCCAAGUUGGAGAAUUGCCUAAUGAAGGCUGCAACGACUACCAUCCUAUGUUCUUCACCCAUGACCGUGCUUGGGAGGAGUUCUUCUGCAUCUGCAUUCAACUGCUCAAUAAAACCUGGAAGGAGAUGAGGGCCACUGCUGAAGACUUCAAUAAGGUGAUGCAGGUGGUCCGAGAGCAGAUCACCAGGGCUCUGGCUAUGAAGCCUUCGUCUUUAGACCAGCUGAAGAACAAGCUGCGAGGUCUCAGCUACUCAGAGAUACUGCGGCUUCGACAGUCUGAAAGAAUGAGCCAGGAUGACUUCCAGUCUCCGCCUAUCAUUGAGCUGCGAGAGAGAAUCCAGCCCGAGAUUCUGGAGCUCAUUAAGCAGCAACGACUCAAUCGGCUGUGUGAGGGCAGCUGUUUCCGAAAAGUGGGGAACCGCCGAAGGCAAGAGAAAUUUUGGUUCUGCAGACUCUCUCUGAACCACAAAGUGCUGCACUAUGGGGACUUGGAUGAAUCACCUCAGGGUGAAGUGCCUUUUGAGAUGCUCAGCGACAAGAUUCCUGUCUCUGACAUCAAGUCUGUGGUGACCGGGAAGGACUGCCCUCAUAUGAAGGAGAAAAGUGCUCUGAAACAAAACAAGGAGGUGCUGGAGUUGGCCUUUUCUGUCCUCUAUGAUCCCGAUGAGACGCUCAACUUUGUUGCACCAAACAAGUAUGAGUAUUGCAUUUGGACGGAUGGCUUGUGCGCGCUGCUGGGCAGAGAGAUGGGCAGUGACCUGACGCGCAGCGACCUGGACACGCUCAUCAGCAUGGAGAUGAAGCUCCGUCUUUUGGACCUUGAGAACAUCACAAUCCCAGAGGCUCCUCCCCCUGUUCCCAAGGAGCCGAGCUCUUAUAAUUUCACAUACAACUACAGCUGAGAUGUGUGAUUGUAAAGAACGUCGGUGAUGGGCAAGAAUGUGCAUAGUAAAAAAUUCCGCAGCAAGUAUGACGUUCAAAAACAGUGGAACCUCAGUUUUCGUACACCCCGGUUUUCAUAUCAUUUGGUUUUCGAUGGAAAUUAUUGCUAAAAGUAUGCUUCGGUUUUUGCACAGUCUCAGUUAUCGUGCGACCAAACACUGCGUCUGACAAACUAGUCCCUAGAAUUGAGUCCCCGAACAAAGCAUCCACACGUUGGUGACUCUGUCUCUGUGAAGAAUGGACCGUGGUUCUUCUAGAGUUGGGACACUAUAGACAGAUUCCGUCCAUGGAAUUCUGUAAUCAUCUUUAGUAUGCACUGAAUCUUUAAAAAAAAAUGAAAUACAGCUGCAAAAAAAGUUUGAUAAAGGUGAGAAACACUAUUGAAUUCAAGAAAGAACUCGUAGCAAAGUAAGAAGGUAGCAUCUGUUACAAUAGGAUUGCAGUAUAAAGGUUCCUAGUUAAAGCAGUUUGCAGAGGGAAUGGUUUAAGGCAGUGGUCCCCAAUCCCCGGGCCGCAGGUCAUUUGGUACCGGGCCGCACAGAAAGAAAAAAAUAAUUUCCAUUAUUUCUUUUUUUUUUUUAAAAUGUUUUAUUUUGAAAAGUGGCCGGAUUCUCUCUGUUACAUCAGUCUCACUUGACGCAUGUCCAUUGUGCGUGUGCUAACUUUAUCUCAUGCCGCACAGAUAGACUACUACUGUAUUUUUACCAUUUUUCUUUCACCUCAUAUUUGGUCUCAAAUGCUGAUACUAUGUGGGAAUGCAUAAAGGUAAGUUUUGAUGACUUAUUGAGUGCUAAUGUGCACAUUUGUCUCAAGUUAAUUCAUGCUAGCGCACUGCCUUUUACCACACACGUCAAACAGCGAUGUAAUAAUCUCGCUGGAAAAACUUGGCUGGAACUUGAACUGGUGGAUGGUGGGUCGGCAUUCAUUUUGUGCUUUUAAUUCGAUGUUAUUCAUGUCUUAGUUUUACACAAUACAUAAUAAAUAAGAUAAAUUAGAUCGCUAUAAUGUACGAACGCCCCAUGUACCAUGUACUGUAUAUGUGUGACGCUUUGUUUUCUGUAUGUAUAACUAUGAUUGUUCUCUAUGAAAUGUUUUGUUUGGGAAUAUUGUUGGGUGUCGGGAACAGAUUAAUUUGAUUUACAUUUCUUUUGGGAAAAAAAUGACUCGUCGUCUUUCAUUUUCAGUGUUCGUUGGACCUUUUGGAAUGGAUUAAUGAUGAAAACCGAGGUUCCACUGUACUUUAAUGUGUUUCUCUGUUUACAAUGCUUUGUAUGACUGGCAUCAUCUGAGCCUACUACACUUUAACAUAGUGCCAUUGUGUGUGUGUGUGUGUGUGUGUGUGUGUGUGUGUGUGUGUGUGUGUGCGCGCGUGUUCACAGUUUCAGCUCGACAUCCCACCUGGUUUUUAUUAUUUCCAAACACUGACACCUACUUUAUUCAAAAGUGUGAAUGAUAGGAACCUCUUUUGUUGAAUCAAAGCAUUAAUCACAAACUCAUUGUUUGUUCUGUCUGCAGGCAAGCAACACACACAAUACUACAUUAUGAAUAUCUUUAUGUAACGAUUCCAACCACUAGCAAUCAUGAGUCAAUGAAUUUAUUGUUGUAUAUUUGAACUACUGUUUACAUGUAGUGGAUACUGGUUGUAAGUAUUUCUAUAGAUGUCACAAAAAUAGGAUUCAAUUUUUGGCAGUCAUCGUUAGUUACUUGCAAAGCUGAUUGAUUAAUUGUCACUGACAUUACCAGUCAGUGUUAAAUGGGGGGGUUUGAGGAUAGUGUUAUCUUUUUGAGUUAUUUUCUAGUUUUAUCUGACAUUUACCACGCUUUUGAAUGAGCUCGGAACUGUCUAAUACGGAAACAGUAAUGAUAUCAAGGUACUUAACUUGCAUUUGUCUGACAAAACCUUGAAAUAUUAUUAGUCAUCGUGUAAUACCCUGCCAGCAGAAUCUAGUAGGAAUCACGUCAAUGAUGUCAUUUGUCUAUGCUGAAUAGAAUUAUAUUUUUGUAAGUUAUUGUACAAUGUGAGAAGAAUGGGUAUUGAAGUGACAUAGCAUUACUUUGCAUAACUUGGAUACGGUGUUUUUGGCAUGCUAAUUGUUUUUAAAUAUUUACCAUGCUGCGUUUCACACUGCCAGGAAGGAUUGUGGACCACCUUUCCAAAGCAUAAGCCCCUCAUUUUAGCUGUUUUGAAAAUAAUUAAUUUUACUAUCAGUGUCGGAAUAGGCACUGUCAGGCGAUGAUGUCAAAGUUCAGUGUGCCCUGUAGAGCUGAAGGGAAUUACAAAUCUCAGUACUAUUGAGGCAGUUUGUGAAAAGAAAUAUGUCUGUUUUUAACUACUCAUGAAUGUUGUAAUGGCUUCAUAUUUUUUACAGUGAGAUGCUGCUAUUGGAAAGUUGACGCACUUGACGUGUGCCAUCAGCUGCAGUGGCUUAACGGUACGACAUUGCAGUUGGCACUUGUGUCCACUUGAUAUUAAUGGUGUUGAAUGGGAUGUUUAGAAAUACAACCACAAAAAAAAUCUAAUUAUGGUAUAUCUAUACAGUAGAACUGUGUAUAUAUGGUCUUGUGUCGCCAUAAUGGAGCAAAUGUGUAAUGUUUUGUGUCA